GUCAUGGAACAACUUAUUCCAGUUUUCAAAAGAAAGUAAUAUUUGGAUGGGUUUUUUCCCCCCUUUCAUCUUUGAUUCAGUACCAGAAAGGAGAAUGGAGCAAAAUGAAAUUUUAUGCAUUUAAAGGAACUGUACUGAACAACAAAUUCUGAAUUUCUAUUUACCACAAUCAGAAUGUUUGAUCAAAAAAAGAGGAAAAAACAAAUGCUAUAAUGGGAAAAUGGGAAAAACUGCUGAGCUUUGAUCAUUUAUGAUGUUGCAAUCUCAACAGGAAGUCUCAAAUUGAAAGCAUAGGAGGAGGAUAAAGAUGGAUUUUUUAAUGUCAUUCUUUUUCAAGGCUUUGCUUCUUUUUGUUGCGGUUAACUUGGAAAAGUUAAUCAUGGAACCUAAAGCUGGCAGCCUUGGUGGUGGAACCUGGAUCACAAUAAACUUUGAUGGUCUCUCUCAUUUGGUCAACUGGUCACAGCUCGAAGUGGCAUUAUGGAAUCCAGAACUGCCUCCAGUAAUGCUGUGUGACAUUAUGCCUGCCAGUUUCUUCAUGUCCACAAUAAAAUGCCAAACAAGAUCUUCUCCACGGGAAGGAUUUUACCAUCUCUUGUUGAGUUUGAAUGGACAGAGUAUCAGCAACCAAGAUGAAUUACAUGAAGAGAACUGUACAUUCCAGUACUCUGUUGCAGAGACACCUGUGGUGUUUCAAGUAAAUCCCCCAUAUGGAGUCCCAGGAAAUGUAAUACAAAUUUAUGGUCGGAUUCUGGCCCAGGAUUAUGAAACUUAUAAUUUCAACGUGGACUUUAUUGAUGGGCCUGUAAUCCUUGAGGCAGAAAAUGGCUGGAUAACUAUUUGUUCUCUUGCCAGUCAGCAGACACGUAGCAUUUAUCCUAUUCAUCUAAUUGAUGGCCUGGGAACUGUAGCGUGUGAAGUAGAAGGCAACUAUAUUGGGUCACACAAUGUUAGCUUUUCAGUGUAUAACAAGGGAAAGUCAAUAGUACACAAAGAUGCUUGGCUUAUAAGUGCUAAACAGGAACUUUUCUUGUACCAGACAUUCUCAGACAUUUCUUCAGUGUCUCCUGCUACAGGCAGCCUAGGUGGUGGAACUGAUCUCACCAUCACAGGGGACUUCUUUGAGACACCUAUGAAAGUCACAGCUGCAGGUACUCCCUGCCAAAUUAAACAUAUUACUCCACAAAAGAUAAUCUGUACAACUGGAGCAGUAGACAAUAAUAGAACAUUCAGUGAAAUUCAACCAGGAAACAGGGGCCUUCUUUUUGAAGUUUGGGAUGGUUCAGACACUAAUUUCACUGAAGCGAUUCCAGGAUACAGCUGGCAGAUUGUUCCUAAUGCCAGUUCUCCAUACAAUUUUCUGCCUGAGAAACAGAAGCCGUUCAGUGCACGACUCCGUGGUUUUUUUGUGGCACCAGAGACAAAUAAUUAUACAUUUUGGAUUCAGGCAGAUGGCAAAGCUUCUUUAUAUCUAAGCCUCUCAGAUGAGCCAAGAAAAAAGGUGGAAGUUGUAUCAAUUCCUACUGGCACCACUGAUUGGUCAGCACUUUGGGAAGAAGAUUGGUUUCAUCCUAGGAAGCCCAAAUCAGAGAAAUAUGAGCUAAUUGCUGGUACAAUGUACUAUGUGGAAGCUGUGCAUCAUGGGAUAUCCCCAAACAAUGGAAUGAGCAUGGGAUUUCAGUUGCACAAUACCUGGCUGAACCCUGAUGUGGUUGGUACUUAUCGCAGAGAGAGAUACAGAAUACAAGCCAGUGCUAUCCAGCUUCCAGAGAUACAGAUGCUGAUAUUGUCUGGCAAAGGAUGGUUCAGUCUUGCUUGGGACAAUGUGACCAGCAAUCCCAUGUCAACAAAUGUUACUGCUGAUCAAAUGCAGCAUGAACUGGAGGAACUUCUUUCAGUAAAAUGUGAAAUAGAGCCAUCAUCUGCUAAUAUUUUUUUGCAAGCAAGGUUUGAGCAAAAUACUGAGAAUCCAGUCAAUGGUGGAGUCCUUGUCAGUUGGACAGAACCCUUUUGUGGAAGAUUCAGCAAUCUCAGGCCAAAAAGUCUUAUCAAAACAUCUCAAUUAAUCCCUCCUUAUGAUGUCACUACAUACACACACUUGUGCUUUGCAUACAAAGGCUACAUGAGCAAUACCCUCUCCAUUGCAGUGUCUUAUUCCAAUACCUUAUUAGAUACUGUGAAGAAACAUGUGACUUGCCCAUGGAAUCUGAAAUCCAGUCCAGAAAGCUGGAAAUUCAUAUGCAUCAACCUUUGGAGAGACUGUCUGUAUAAUUCUGAAUUCCUUAAUGAUCUUCCCAAAAAUUCUUCAGUGUUUUUGCACCAGAUUGAUGUAGAAGCUCCUGCUGCUGCAACAGAGACAUAUGCCUGGUUUUUCAUUGAUGAGAUCAUUGUUUCAGAUCAAGAUGUAUUUGUUUUUCAGAAGGAACCCUGGUCAUCUCGCCCACGUGGGAACCUCAUAGAAUCUGUCUUGGUUGCUGGCAUCCCACCUGUAUUUAAUGUAUCUUUUUUUGUAGCAAAUUAUCACAAGAACCUUCCUCUUCUCUCACUCAGCGGAGGUAUGCCUUUGGAGGGACCUGAAGGGACUGAUCAAUUGUUAAUGUCUAUGAAUGAGACAGGAAUCAAUUUGGCAGUCCAAAGGAUACAAGGUGCAAGCCCACCUCUUGGAGGAACUUUUCAAAUUCAUCUGCCUGACAUGGUGAUUCCAGGAAACCCAGUGUCCAUCUCUGCCAAUCAACUCCACAGCCUUCUUCAAAAUUUCAGUGAUAAUUUUACAGCUCAGUACAUAAAUGCCAGUGACUUCUUUGUAUCUAAGAUUUCACACAACUCUUAUCAAAGUAUAUGGACACUGAGCUGGACUUCACUGAUUGGUGAUUUGCCCAAUUUUAUCAGGGUCUCUGAUGAAAAUCUCACUGGUCUUAACCCAGCAAUAAUAAGCUAUGUAGUAUUUGAUGGUGGAGUUUUCAUUGAUCCCAUAUUUGGAGAUAUGCUUGCUACCCCCAAUAACUUUACACAGGUUGUAGUUACAGUGAAUGACAUUCCAGCAAAUUGUUCUGGCUCAUGCACUUUUCAGUAUCUCAGGGAAAUGACUCCUUUAGUCAGUAGCAUUGACUAUUCAUCAGAUGAUACUGAACACAUAAUAAUUCACAUUAUAGGAUCUGGCUUCACUGCAGACCAUCAAUCAUUGCUCAUAGAAGCAAACAACCUAACUUGCAAAGUCCUAACUUCAAACCACACUAAUGUCCUUUGUCAUAUGAAUGUAUUACAAGUUGGAUUGUAUAAGGUGACAUUAUUGGUAAGACCUUUUGGAUUUGCAGUCAAUGCCAGUGGAGAAAGUAGUAUCUUCCUGAAGAUUACACCUAGAUUGACUUCUGUUGAACCUUCAACAGCUUCAGAGAUAGGAGGACUUACAGCGAUUCUAUCAGGUUCAGGCUUAGAUGGUAUAAACACAGUACUCUUUGGUUCUCAACCUUGUCCCAUCAAUUUUAAUGCCAGCAAUGCAGUGAAAAUGGAAUGCAGGCUUCCUCCUUGGAAAGGAGGAGAAGAUAUUACUGUUCAUCUAACCCUAAUUAAUGAACAUGAGUUGAUUGUCUUUGCCAAUGCUUUUACCUAUAACUCUUCUCUAAAUCCAUGCAUUGUGUCAAUGAACAGAAAUAAAAGUGGCAUAACAGGAGGUCAGCUGCUUGUGAUAGGUAUUUCUUCAUUUUCCAACUAUACUCCAUUUGAUAUGAAGGUCAAAAUUGGGGACACUGCCGUUCAAAUUCAAACAGUAACAGAUCGUGGAAUCAGUGUAUUGCUGCCUUCUCUUGCAGAAGGAUUGCAUAGACUUUCAAUAUUCCUCCAUCAUUUCCCACUCAACACAAGUGGAUUGGAGCCAUCAAUCCAGUAUGUUACAGAGAUCUUCAGAAUAGAACCAUGUUGUGGCUCCUUCCUAGGUGGAACAUUGCUCACCAUUUCUGGAACAGGUUUUAGCAACAGCCCAGCCUUGGUCUUGGUCCUGAUUGAUUUUCAGCCCUGUGCUACAAUCAGCCUAACUGAAGAUAAAAUUCUAUGUCGGACCCCACCACCCACUCAGCCAUCUAAUACCAUUCUCAAAAAUCUUCUGGCAGAUAUAGAAGUAUACAUAGGCAACCAGUCAUUGGUAGACCCAUUUCAAAUGAAAAUCUUUAAGAAUUACACUUUUCUUUACAACAGGUCUUUAACUCCAAAUAUCAUAAACAUUGAAACAGAAAUAUUGAACAAUAGAGUGCACCUAGGCGUAGAAGGAAUCAAUGUAACAAAUUCAGUAGCUAUCCUGGGACAUGUGGAAUGUCCCCUUGAAGUACAGAAGAUCAACCACUCUAUAACUUGGUCUCAGUGUUCCUUAUCUCUAAGUCUUCUAGAACCAGGACACUAUGUUAUGAGAGUUCUCCAGAAGCAAAUGGGCUUUGCCAACAUACCGGCUGAGAUGCAGCAUUUUACCAUAUACCCACAGAUAAAGACUAUCUCUCCAUCUCGUGGCUCAGUGUGUGGUGGGCAGUUGCUCACAAUAUCUGGCCAUUCUCUCAAAUCUUGGUCAAAUUCUGCUUGGGUAAAUCUGACAGGCAACUUGUCUUGUGAUAUCCAACACUCGACUGAACACAGCAUAAUAUGUGCCCUUUUUUCAAGUGAUCCCAUUUUGGAUGAUCAGCAGUUUCCUAAUGUACACCAAGCUCUUAAUAUCACAGUGAAUGUCAAUGGAAUGUAUAGCCGUUGCCUAGGAGACUGCUCGUUUCAUCUUUUUGCAAACAAGACUCUUGUUAUUGAUGCUGUCACUGUGAGGUUUUCUGGGAUCUUAAUUUACUUGUCAAUCAGAAUUCAAAAAUUAGUUUGGGCAGGGGAUGAAAUCCUUAUAGAGGUGGAUGGACAUCUCCCUUGCAAUAUAACUUUCUUGAACAAAACCAGUAUUGAAUGUCAGAUGCACAGCCUUGAUGCAAAAGAACAUAGCAUUUCAGUAUUGAGCAGAAGCUGGGGUUCAGCCUGCCUGAGACAGAAAGACUCCAAUAUCUUUAGAGUUACUCCUGUGGUGCUCCAUCUUUAUCCCCAGAAUUUCAGUAUCAAUGGCGGAGGCCUCCUGACCUUAGAAGGUACAGCACUUCAAGGCAGGACCAGCACUUCAGUUCUCAUAGGAAAUCAGAAGUGUCUCCUCACCAAAGUCACAUAUUGGGCCCUUAAGUGCCUUGUGCCUUCAGGCCAAGGCAUUGCAAUCGUGGGGCUCAACAUAGACAAUAUGUCGUAUCCUGCUGGGGAAAUAAGCUACAGUGAAGAAUUCACCCCAGUUUUCCUCUCCCUUCUGCCUUUCACAGGCCAGUUUCUCACAAUAAUGAUUUCAAAAGUUAGGCAAAUGGAAGACAUGUACGUUUUCAUUGGAGGCUCUUCCUGCAUCAAUGUUACUAGCAAAAGUACCAGUUUGCAAUGUGUGCUUCCUCAGCUUUCUACUGGAGAAUAUAAUGUGACAGGUGGAAUUGUGCAGAGGGGCUGGGCCUCCUCCAGUUUGGUAUUCACUUCAGUCCUGACAGUUAUCACAGUGAAAAACAGCCAUGGCAAUCUUAAUGGAAGAGAAAUAUAUAUACACGGAAAUGGAUUUUCUCCAGGAAAUACCUCCGUUACCAUUUGUGGUUCUCCUUGUGAAAUGCUGAAUGUGACCACCACCACUGAUUUGAGCUGCUUAACGGGGCCGUUGAAUGCAUCUAUAGCAGUUCUCUGUACUUUGACAUAUUCUGCAGAAGAGAAUGGCGAAGACUGCAAAGCAGCUGGUGCAACACUCAUUCAGUGUGACAUCCAAAUUGAAGCAAAUGCUGAUGUUGUUACAGCAGCCACCCCAUUCCUAUUCUUUUGUGAUGAUUUGGCUUAUUCCUCUUUAAGGCCUAACAAGACCUCUAUCAACUUUUCUGGCCUCCUUCUCAGCCCUAAAGUGGAAAGAGAUGAAGUUCUCAUCUAUAAUAGCUCCUGUAACAUUACCAUGGAAACUGAGGCAGAGAUGGAGUGUGAGGGACCUAAUCAGCCAAUUACCGCCAAGAUUACUGAGAUAUGGAAAAACUGGGGCCAGAACACUCAGAACACCUUCCAAAUUCAAUUUUGUGGACGAUGGUCAAAAAACUUGACCUGGCUUAAUGGACAUCCACCACAAGAUGGCGAUAAUGUCAUAGUAGAAAGAGGACAGAUUUUACUAUUGGAUACUAACACAAGCAUUCUUAAUAUGCUUCAUGUCAAAGGUGGCAAGCUGGCAUUUAUUGGCCCUGGUCCCCUAGAACUUCAUGCUCAUUCCAUCCUUGUGUCUGAUGGAGGAGCACUUCAGGUUGGAUCUCCCAGAAAGCCAUUCUGUGACAUGGCCCAUAUCCAUCUUCAUGGAAGUGCCUAUUCUGAAGAGAUUUUCCCAUAUGGAGCGAAAUUUCUGGCUGUGAGAAAUGGAACCCUGUCCAUGCAUGGCUGUGUCCCCAAAAUAUCAGUCACAUAUUUGAAAUCAGCAGCAUACUCCAAUGAUACAAAGUUGAAUUUAAUGGACUUUGUGGAUUGGAAACCUGGAGAUGAAGUUGUGGUAUGUGGAGGAAGCUUUGAAGGUACUCAAAAGAAAAAGGAAAUUCUUACCAUUAAGGAAAUAAAUGGUACAGAACUCUACAUUACAUCUCCACUAAGGUAUUCUUACACUGUUACUAAGAAGCAGGUUGUCGAAGAGCAUCUUGCUUUUAGGGCUGUUGUGGCAUUGCUGAGUAGGAAUCUAAUCAUCCAAGGAAAUGUCACAAGUGAAAAAGUUUCCCAUCUGCAACUCUGUAAAGCAGCAGCUAUUUCAGGAGAUAACUCAAAGUGCCUCUAUAAGAGAAGUGAGAGAAAACCUGGGUCUCAGGACAUGGGGGGUAUUGUCAUUGUGGAAUCCUAUUAUGAUGAAGAGAGUCUGCUACAUUUGGCAGGGGUACAGUUCUAUCAUGUGGGACAAGCAUUCCAAAAGCAUUUCAGUGCACUGACCGUGGUUGGAAAUGCUCCAAUGACUAAAUCUUAUAUGCAACAUUGUGUUGUACUGGAUUCUUUUGCUCAGGGAGUUAGCUUAUCAGGAAUAUCAGAUUUCAAGAUUGAAAAUAAUACUUUUUGCAACAUUAUGGGCCAUGGAAUUAAAAUAGGAGCAUGGCAUGGCAAUAAUAAAAUAAGACACAAUACAAUUAUUGGAUUACUGCGCACUGAUGGCCUUUCCAAUACUGAAGUUCUGUCCCCAGCUGGAAUAUAUAUCCAGUCUCCUGAUAAUUUGAUAGAGAGUAACAUGGUGUGUGGCACCGGACAUGGUUACUUUUUUCACCUUCCUCCUUCAAAAUUCGGAGAACCGGUGAUGUCCUUCAGUAAUAAUGUAGCACAUUCCUGCUCUAGGUAUGGACUCCUCAUACAUCCAGCAUAUCACCCUCAAAAGGGAAACAAUACAAAACCUGUUACAUUCCAAAAUUUUACUGCCUGGCAGUGCAAAGGUGGAGUAAAGAUUAUUAGCACCAGCAAUCUCCAGUUUUGGAACUUCCACAUCUCUUCCUGCAAAGAUUUUGGUAUCAACAUUGUGGAAAGUCUUGGAAACACUUCCGUUGUCAACAGUGUACUAAUUGGCAGCUUCCAGGAAAAGGAAUUUCAGCAUGCCAAAAUAUAUCUCAAGGCAAGGGAGCAGGAUAGAAGCUGUAUGUUGACAGGGCUGAAAACUCCUCAAAAGCAUGAACUAUUGAUUUCACGUGCAACCUUUAUGAACUUUGACAGUCACAACUGCACUGCAAUUACUACCUGUUCUGGCUGUUACCAAGGUCAAGGAGGCUUUACUGUCAGAACAGAACAAAUCCUCCUCCUCAAUGCCCCAAACUGGCUAUCAUUUCCAUUCCCUCAUUGUGCCAUCCUCAAAGAUCUAGAUGGCUCUUUCACCGGACAACCAGGAAGUCAGAUCCUUCCUUCUCUGGAUAUUCUUCCAGAUUCCUGUAGGACAAUUGUCAAUGCCAGUCAAGCUGUCAAUGCCAGUUGUUGUUUUGCAAAUGUUACUUUUCAUCGUAUGUCUAUUAGCCUAAAUUCCCCAAUCUUUUCAUCUAAUUUAACUGUAACUAAUAGUCGCAAUAAGGUGAUCACUGUCAAUUACAUGUCUGACACUUUAUCAAAUGCCAAUGGCUGGAUGAGUCUUCUUUUGGAUCAAGAAAUUUAUACUUUGUCAUUCAGCAGUCCUCUGUUUCAAAGAAAUUUGCAGUAUAUAGCUACAUUUGAUAAUUUUGCUGUUGGCAAUUACCUAUUAUUGGAGCAUGAAGGGUUGCCAGUCCACAGUCAAGUUACAGUGCUUUGUGGAAGAAGGCAAGGGUCACUACUCCAGGCUGUUCCUUCCCAUAGACAUCACAAGGGUUGUGACUGGUUUUUCAACAAGAAAAUUAACAAGUUAACUUAUUUAGUUACAGGGAGAGGCCUAAUCCAAGUGACACUUAAAGUUGAAGACAUAUUCCCUUUAUCAGAACCAGAUCCAGUUUCUUCUUUUUCUCCUCCUGUUUACAGAUGGUCCCUUAUUGAAUCCUGGAAUGAUGUGACAAAGGGCUGGGGCGGCUACAAUAAAAGUAUACCAUCAGCUGAUGAAGAUGUCAUCAUUUUACCAGACAGAACUGUCUUGGUGGAUAUGAAUCUUCCACCCCUACGAGGUCUUUAUAUCCAGGGCACAUUGGAAUUCUCAUUAAACACCAGCCAUCUCCUGAGCGUGACCUGUAUUGUGAUUGCUGCUGGUGGUGUCUUGAAAGUGGGCACACUGCAGUAUCCAUUAGAAGAAAGGAGAAAGGUACACAUUCUCCUUCGGGCAUCUGAGAGAGUAAAUUGUGAUCGAUUGAAUGGUUUGAACGUUGGUGCUGGAACCAUUGGUGUUUUUGGGAAGUUGCAGUUGCACAGUGCUUACACCAAGAAGUCAUGGACACAUCUUGGAAAUGAUGUUGCACCUGGAAAUGAAAGGUUUAUGGUGCAAGAUCACUUGGACUGGCAUCCGGGGGACAGUAUUGUUGUCAGUUCCUCUUCAUAUGAAGCCCAUCAAGCUGAAAUAAUCACUUUAGAAAAAGUUAACAAUCGUAGCAUUAGGAUCCGUGAACAUCUUCUCCAUAGACAUAUUGGGCAUUCCCAUAGAUUAGAAGAUGGUCAAUGGAUUCUCCUGGCUGCAGAGGUUGGGCUUCUGACAAGAAACAUUCAGAUUAAAUCUGACAUGGAUUGCAUAGGAAGACUUCUGGUGAGACCUUGGAGCUAUGCAAACCAAGAUGCAGGUGUGCUUCAACUUUCAAAUGUUGAAAUUUUGAACUUUGGAUCUUCACAGUCUCCAUCAGUUGACAUUACUAAUUCAUCCUUCAAGUCUUUCAUAAUUUCCUCCAGCAUUCACCACAGCUGUGGAGUUGGUAUUCAAGCCAUUACAAAUAGUGGGCUCUUGCUACGUGAUAAUGUGAUAUUCAGUACAAUUGGGCACGGUAUACAUUUAGAAGGCCAAAAUCAUAAACUCAUCAGCAAUCUUGUUGUCUUAAGCAAACAACCAGAAACCUCGAAUUUCUGGGUUGCUGGCAUCAAAACAAAUGCAGUAGAAAGUGUUAUGCUACAUAAUAAUAGUGUGGCAGGUUCAGAACGGAUAGCCUUUCAUAUCAAAGGUCAAGAAUGUUUCUUAGCAGAAGAUCUUUACAAUGGCAAUGUAGCUCAUUCAAGCCUUCAUGGGGUUCAUUUAUAUAAAGGAGAUGGCUUUCCAAACUGCACUAAAAUUAUAGGCUUUUUGUCUUACAAAAACUAUGACUAUGGGAUAAUGUUUCAUCUUGUAGGAAGUGUAGUAGUUGAGAAGGUGACAUUGGUGGACAAUGUUGUGGGACUCUUGCCAGUACUUUAUGGACCAUCAACUAAGCUGCACUGUCACCAGAAAAAACACCUGAAACUAAGAAACUCUGUCUUUGUGGCUACUAGCACUUCCUUUGAUUGCAUCAAGGACAGAAUCCAUCCUCUUUCAGCCAAUGUGACAAUUACAGACCGAGCUCCACGUAAUCCCCGGAGAGGCCGAAUUGGCAUGUUAUGGCCAUCUUUUACCUUGGACUGUAAUUGGUGGCCUGAUGCUCCAUGGCAUAAAAUAAGAAAUUAUUCAAUAAUUAUGGGAGUCACAACUCUACAAGAUAUAACCUUUGAUGGUUUUAAAAAGAGUUGCUAUACUGAUGACCAAGACAUCUGCAUCAUGACAAAUCCCGGACAUGGAGGCAUCUUGCAUCUGAUCACAUCUGAGCAGACCAGAAUGCUCCAUAUCAGGGAACAAAAUAUGUUCUAUUUCCAUCCACUGCAAAUGAGCGUAAAUGAAUCAAUACCUGGCUCAUCUGGUAAUGCGAUUUGUGGGAGGUCAAGGAAAGCUCUUUUCAAAGAUUUGGAUGGAAGUGCCCUAGGAUUGGAUUCACCUGUAUCAGUUUUCCAAAAAUCAGAAUUGGAUUGUGAACAAGCAUGCCAGGAUGCUGAGCAUAGACAAGAUGACACUGAUGGAGAUACUGAGGAUGAAUACAGCAAUGAGGGGAAAAGCAAAUCUUAAAUCCGAAACAGGUAGAAAUAUGGCAAAGAGAUUCAGACAGAAAUCUUCAUCUUCAUAUGAAUAUAAGAAGCAAGAACUAUGGCACAAUUAGACUGGUUACAUUUUUUUUAUUAUAGCCCUUCUCAAUAAAAGUAGUCUUAGUUUC
Pantherophis guttatus is the source of this 10676-nucleotide messenger RNA. The record is from RefSeq and is a predicted model, not a curated record. NCBI's taxonomy places the organism in Eukaryota, Metazoa, Chordata, Lepidosauria, Squamata, Colubridae.